Phaedon cochleariae (mustard beetle) is the source of this 1157-nucleotide messenger RNA. The record is from the annotation of a GenBank genome assembly. NCBI's taxonomy places the organism in Eukaryota, Metazoa, Arthropoda, Insecta, Coleoptera, Chrysomelidae.
CUACUAUUCACCACUUGGUACCUAAUUUUGUUUUUGUUGAGUUCUUUUUCGAAAUAAAUCUUUUUAAAAAUAAGAUUUCACGGAUUCAAACUUUAACUAAGUUGUCAACGAAUCAAAAAUAUGAGUCAACAGUGUUUGUGAAUCCUGAAGAGUCUUCAGUCAAUUGGUUUAUUCACGGACCACGCACCUACACAUGCAUAUGAGGAUUAUAUAAAUAGUAGAAAUAAGGAAAUAGUUGCGAGACAGACGACAGCGAGCACUACAUGCAAGAAUCUGAUUUUCAUCAUCACCCAUCAAAUAUCGGUCCGAAAUCGGAAACCAGCACACACCAUGACACCUUUCACCACCACCUCGCCAAAACAACAGCUCCUUCCAUCUACCACCACCAGGGAGCCCAUUCAUCGCCCGCCGCCAACUUGGACGGUCUCUACUCCGCCUAUCAGCAGCACGCCGGCUGCCUUUACUCCAACGCCCUGUACGGCAAGAUGCAGGGGGCUAGGGGAGCGCCCUUCGCUUCGGCUGACGCCCAACGCCCACAAUUGGCGGUGGUGAAACAGGAGCCGACGGACGGCAACAGAGGAGAAUGCAACGAUCUGUCGGAAAAAGUGGAGGAAUGCGCGAAACCUUCUUCGGACCCCCGUUGCGCGACGGUGCCGUCCUCUAGCGGCAGACGGGGGUCGCUGCAGCUGUGGCAGUUCCUGGUGGCGCUGUUGGACGCUCCCGACGCUAGCGCCGGAUGCAUAGCAUGGACGGGCAGAGGCAUGGAAUUCAAGCUGAUCGAACCCGAGGAGGUAGCACGUCGUUGGGGAGCCCAGAAAAAUCGACCGGCGAUGAACUACGACAAACUCAGUAGAUCGUUACGAUAUUAUUAUGAAAAAGGAAUCAUGCAGAAAGUGGCAGGCGAAAGGUACGUUUACAAGUUCGUGUGCGACCCGGAGGCGCUCUUCAAUAUGGCGUACGGCGGCCAUCACGGGGACAAUUCGACGACCAACAAGGGCCAGACGUGCGAUUCCAGGCCGGAGAAUCUGAGCACGAAGGCCGAGUCGCAUCAUUUGGCCUACACGGACAUGCUCAACUUUUACAACUGCGGCAUAGCGCACUCGUACCAGCACUUGCAUCCCUACUUGCAGGAAGGGAAGCAUACACGAUUCGCAUAA